Cannabis sativa is the source of this 2695-nucleotide messenger RNA. Its product is annotated as probable protein phosphatase 2C 55. The transcript has 5 exons. Lineage: Eukaryota; Viridiplantae; Streptophyta; Magnoliopsida; Rosales; Cannabaceae. The coding region runs from base 699 to 2231 and encodes 510 amino acids. The record is from RefSeq and is a predicted model, not a curated record.
AAAGCCCGGAAUCGUCAUAGUUUAUCCACCUUAUAUUUUUUUUUUUUUGAAUAAAAACAAAUGAAGGCAAAUGGAGAUGGCGCUUGAAAUUGAAAAGCCACAAAUCCAAAAGUCUUACCCAUUGGACGUUGUCUCUGUUAAACUAGCAUUAAUAAAAUGACUAAACUACCCUCUCGUAAAUCCAACACAACAAACAACCAUCCGUACCGCCAAUUUAACAACUAUUCAGGAGAUUUAUUUAAUAAGUCGGCGCUAUAAAUACAUCAUUAUUACAAAUCUAGGAAAAUUAAAACCCUAGCUUUAAUCUCAGCUGGUCAAAUAUUUUCCUGGUUCCCAAACAGUGUUUAUCUGUUUAGCUGGUUGAAGCUGAUCCCAAAUAUAUUGGGAAAGAAAGAUGGAUAGAUAAAGAAGAACAGAGGAGAGGAGCUCGUGCCCGUUUUCUCCCACCUAACUCCACAGAGUCGACUCCAGUCUAUCCGUGGAGCCCGAGCCUACCUUUUUCUUUUGGAUUUCUAGGGUUAAAGGUUUCUGAUUCCGAUUGCCUAGCCAGGUUUUCCAAUCUGGUGAUGUUAUUAGAGUGGUUAGGAUGCAAUAGAUGGUAUAGGGAGUUAUGAGAUUUACUUCCGCACGUUCUGGUGCUGGUUUUGUUCUCUGUUGUAGACGAGUUGUAGCAAUUUUUUUUCAUUUAAGAGGUUAAGAUGCCCCCACCUUAUUUUUCAAGGCUUAGAUCUGCAGUUCAGAGAUCGAUUGUAGGUGAUGAUGGUGCCCUCCAGGACUCCGUAACAGUUUUAUUUGGGAAGGGAAGAUCUCUUUUUGAAAAUUCUAGAUUGUUUUCCAGAUCACUAUCAAGUCUUUCAGAUCUUGAAGCACUUUUACGACCAGGCAAUGUAGUUGCUGCAAGUGCAGCUUCACAAUUAGUUAAUCAAAGAAAAAAUCUUUCUGUUGUUGGAGCUAUUUCGCGCACAUUCUCUAUACCAUCAGUGUCAGGGCCUUCACUUCAGGUCUGUGGGUAUCACUUCGAUUGCCUCGUCUCUGACCCUAAUCCAUUUUCAAACAAGGAAAAGUUGAGCAAACCUAUGGCUGUUUCCGGUUCUAGAGUUGUAUUUGGUGAAUUUUACGUAAGUAAUUUGACAUCAAGGCUUGAACACCGCCUGCCAUUAACUGAUAGUAACACUAACAGUGUAAUAUACAGCAGCAAAAACAGAACUUUUGACAGCUUCCAGAAAGCUACUAUGAGUUUGAAAAAUCAUGGCCAACCCAACAAUAGUGCAAUCUAUGGGUAUUUCGUAUAUGAAGUUGGGAGGAGGUGGUUUGGUUCCUACCCAGUUAUAGAUUCAGGAUCAAAGGAGUUUCACAGCUCAUCUUCUUCAUGUUUCUCUGCUGGUCCUGCUCAUGAUGUGUCUUUUGACAAUUCUUCCCGCGAGGAGCAACCCUCUAGUUCUGCAGAUUCAUCUUAUCAGGACAGUAAGCCUGGAAAGGCUCUAAAACUGGUCUCAGCAUCAUGCUAUUUACCCCACCCAGAUAAGGAAGAAACUGGUGGUGAGGAUGCUCACUUUAUCUGCGUUGAUGAACAAGCAAUAGGGGUCGCCGAUGGUGUUGGUGGCUGGGCAGAUCAUGGUGUGGAUUCAGGACUAUAUUCCAGAGAACUCAUGUCUAAUUCAGUAACUGCUGUGCAAGAAGAACCCAAGGGUUCCAUUGACCCAGCAAGGGUUUUGGAGAAAGCUCACUCAAGUACUAAAGCAAAGGGUUCUUCCACAGCGUGCAUUAUAGCACUUAAUGAGCAGGGAAUUCAUGCCAUUAAUUUAGGUGACAGUGGGUUUAUUGUGGUCCGAGAUGGGUGUACAAUCUUCAGAUCACCAGUGCAGCAGCAUGAUUUUAAUUUCACUUUUCAAUUGGAAAGUGGAAAUAAUGGUGAUUUACCUAGCUCUGGCCAGGUUUUUACAGUACCUGUAGCUCCCGGGGAUGUCAUCAUUGCUGGGACUGAUGGACUCUUUGACAACUUGUACAACAAUGAGAUAACGGCAGUAGUAGUGCAUGCCAUGCGAGCUGGCUUAGGGCCUCAGGCAACAGCUCAAAAAAUAGCAGCAUUGGCGCGUCAACGAGCACAGGACAAGGACAGGCAGACACCGUUUUCCACAGCUGCUCAAGAUGCUGGUUUCCGCUACUAUGGGGGAAAGCUUGAUGAUAUCACAGUCGUUGUUUCGUAUGUGGCUGGUUCUAGUGACAAAUGACAACUCUUUUGUUCCUCUCUGUACCUGAUGUAUAUACUUUGAGGAUCUUUGGCGUUACUGAAACUUCUCUUUACCAAGGGCACGGAUUAGUAAUUGGAUGUGUUGGCUAUAUUUGCAAAGAAAAACUGGAUGGAGCCGAGCCUAUCCAUUAUCCAUUCAACUUCUUCACAGAAAUUGUUCAACACAGUCUAAUCUAAGCGUGCAUGGAAAGUUGAUAAUCGCAGUAACAUGGAAGAUGAUCAAAGAAACACUCUCUAUAGAUGAUGUAUAUAGUAUACUCUCCUCAUAUUCAUUUUUAUUUUUUGUAGAGUCGAAGACUCCUCUGCAGCCGUUUAUGUUGCACACUUAUCCGUUAUGUAAAAGCGUGAUGGUGUUUUUUUUAGUGUAUGAUGUAGUAGACAAUAGUGCAGACUCAAUGGUUAUCUUUUUUAGCUUUCAAUCUAAUGAGGGAAUUGUUUUGGUUA